Messenger RNA from Aedes albopictus (Asian tiger mosquito), 3119 nucleotides. RefSeq names its product regulator of G-protein signaling 7. The transcript is spliced from 6 exons. Gene Ontology annotation, biological process: intracellular signal transduction; positive regulation of GTPase activity; G protein-coupled receptor signaling pathway. Gene Ontology annotation, cellular component: neuron projection; cytoplasm. The record is from RefSeq and is a predicted model, not a curated record. NCBI's taxonomy places the organism in Eukaryota, Metazoa, Arthropoda, Insecta, Diptera, Culicidae. Gene Ontology annotation, molecular function: GTPase activator activity. The coding region runs from base 978 to 2654 and encodes 558 amino acids.
GGCGCCCACCCAAAUCUGUCCUCCAGCAACCAGUAGACAGUCAGUGUAGUAGAGUAGGUUCACAGAAGAGCGUCGCGCCGCCGUCGAGAGCGAGAGCGCGUUGUUCACCAUCCAGAGCCGCGAGAGGAAGUGCGUUAGGAAGGUCUCGACGAAUAGAACAGUUUAGGAUUUUUCCCAACUUUUCCUCCUGUUUUCUCUUACUUGGAUUUUCAAUCUAUACACUUUUGACCCUGGCUAUCAGGCAGUCGGAUAAAGUUUCGCGUGGAAAUUGGGUGAUUUUUCCAGCUAUUGGACCCUCGGAGCAGUGAAUUUCAAAGUGAAUAUGAGUGAUACGCCGUGAUAUCGAACAGGAUUUUGGGCGGAAAGGCGUUUGUGCGAAGUGUGCGGUGCUCAAACAGGAACAAUGUGAAAAGUAGCAGCCGUGUAGGUCCACAAGUGUUUCCAAUUUCACUCCAAUUUUCACACUUUUCUGAGCACCAUACACCCUCUAUUAGCAUUCUUUGGCAUCGGCGUGCAUAGCUUUACGACCUUUCAAGUGCAAUAAUCGCUUAAAACCACCAACGAUCGAAGUGGUGCACUGCAAAAGUGAAAAAAAAACCACGACCAUCAUUUUUCAUCUCGGCGAAGCUCUACAAGGGAAAAAUGAAUCACAAAUCUCCAUGAUGGAUGUAUUGCCAGCAGUCAUCAGCAUCGACGUCGUUGUCAUUGGAUAGAGGCAAGGAAAAAGAGCGACUGCGGAAGGAAGCAAGGAAGGGUAGUAGCAUCGGCAGCAGCAGUCAGACAAACCAAACGACGGAGGUGGAGGGAACUUUGGCACCACCGCGCGCGCUGUGAUAUGGCGAGCAGCAAUUUUCAGCGCUAAUCGAGCAUCGUAAGGAAUUUCCGCUCAUUUCGCUAUAAUUUGAGCUUAUUGCUAGCUAGUGGAAACGACGUCCGAUAUACCACCGGUCACCAGGUUGCAAACACAUCUUGCAUGCAUGCGGGAUGAAUUCCGGCAGCGAGGAGAGGCUAGUGAGGAAAAUAUACAGCCCGUAAAGGGCAGAACCCAGUUGUGGAUCGGUACCAUCGAUGGGACGAUGGUAACUAUGACUACGGAGAUCGACAAGGACAAGGCCGUAUCGAUAAUCGUUCCGAAGAAAAUGGCAACCCAAGAGAAGGACAAGGACAAAGAGCGGGAAAAGGACAAAGACAAGGACAAGGACAAAAAUGCAAUAAGCAACGCCUGUAGUAGCAGCGCGGCGGGUGUCAGUGGGACCAGCGCUGGCAGCUCAGGGGUGGUCCCGUCCGGUGGAAACCGCGGUAGCCAGUCGCAUAGCACGCAGGUUGUCAUGAAUCAGGAUGCACCGAAUAUUUUAGUUUAUAAAAAGAUGGAGGGGAUAGUGGAGCGCAUGCAAAGUGAAGAGGGUGGUGUCUCGGUGCGUACAAUCAAAGCAUUCAUGAGCAAAGUACCGUCCGUAUUCACCGGGUCGGAUUUGAUUGCGUGGAUCAUAAAGAAUCUCAAAAUCGAAGACGUUGCGGAAGCACUGCACAUUGCGCAUCUACUUGCAUCCCACGGGUACCUGUUUCCGAUUGACGACCACCAGCUAACGGUGAAGAACGAUGGGACGUUCUACCGAUUUCAGACGCCGUACUUUUGGCCAUCGAACUGUUGGGAACCGGAGAACACCGAUUAUGCGGUGUACCUGUGCAAGCGAACAAUGCAGAACAAGACCCGCUUGGAACUGGCGGAUUACGAAGCGGAAAAUUUGGCCAAACUCCAGAAGAUGUUCUCGCGCAAGUGGGAGUUUAUCUUCAUGCAGGCAGAAGCCCAGAGCAAGGUGGACAAGAAGCGUGAUAAACUGGAACGAAAGGUGCUCGACUCUCAAGAGCGCGCAUUCUGGGAUGUACACCGUCCGAUGCCCGGUUGUGUCAACACCACCGAGGUAGAUAUUAAGAAGGCGUACCGCCGUGGUGCCUCCACGCACGGCUCAGGCUCAUCCGGCGCGGCCGUCAAUAGCAAUCCAAUCGAGCAACUCACUAGACAAAUUAAGCUCUUGAAACUCAAAUUAGAACGUAGAACCAUAAAGAUCUCCAAAGUAGCCGAAUCUUAUAUAUCAUAUUUCGAACAAUAUAACGAAUACGAUUAUUUUCUCACAACACCUGAUCAGCCAAAUCCUUGGAUAACGGACAAUAUUGAAAUGUGGGAUACUGAUCGAACUGCCAAAGAUGUAUCUCUCAAACGCGUGAAACGAUGGGGCUUCAGCUUACGAGAACUGCUGAUUGAUCCAGUGGGAAGAGAACAGUUUUCCAAAUUUUUGGAUAAGGAAUUUAGCGGAGAAAAUUUGAAAUUUUGGGAAUCGGUCCAGAGCAUGAAAGCUCAACCCCAAUCGAAGGUGAAGGAAGCUGCCCACGCAAUCUAUUUGGAGUUUCUCGCCCCGGAUGCACCCUGUCCGGUGAACGUUGAUUCGAAAUCGAUGGAACUGGCCCGGGAGGCGGUGAGCAGUUCGGCACCCCCGAAUCGGUGGUGUUUCGAUGUGGCCGCUGCCCACGUGUACCAUCUGAUGAAGAGUGACUCAUACUCGCGGUAUCUUCGGUCCGACAUGUACAAAGAAUAUCUCAAUGGGUCCAAAAAGAAGAACAAGUCCAUACCAAACCUGUUCGGCGUGAAACGUUAAAUGUUGGAAGCAAACUUGAGGGUGUGCUCCGAGAAAUGAACGUUUUUAGCGCGAACAUCGGCAGUGGACCGCACGAAACCAGAAGCAAAUCGACCGUUUUUAAAAUCAGGUUAUACAAAAAAAAAUGAUGCCCAUUGAAUUGAACUGUAGAUUUACUAGUCAGUAAGACAAGCAAGUUAAGACAUUGUGUAAAAUCAAAACCAAAACCAAAAAACAAAACGUAAGGAAUUGUUGAAUAUACUUCAAAGUUAGUGUGAUCUGCCGGAAUCUACGUGGUUCCUUGUCAUGAAAAUACAUUGUGUAAUACAAUUAUCCACGAAAAUAUUAUUCACCUUGGAAAACGACUUUAAACCAAAUGCGAGAAUAUUCUGCUGAAUAAAAUGCUCAGAUGGAGCAUCCAAAGAAGCAUGGGAAUAUUAUUGAGAGUCCGAGGCAAAUAUAUAUUAUAUAGAUGACGAAGUGUCA